Molecule: messenger RNA, 2049 nt
Organism: Clupea harengus (Atlantic herring)
Lineage: Eukaryota; Metazoa; Chordata; Actinopteri; Clupeiformes; Clupeidae
Gene: ankrd67
Product: ankyrin repeat domain 67
Molecular function (GO): protein binding
Source: RefSeq, a predicted model, not a curated record
CAUGAGGAUGCAGGACUUCAGACUCUGAAGAGAGAUGCUACAUACAUACCGUGGAUUAAUCUACAUCACCAGAUCUCUGAGUAACCAGUACUGCAACCAUGACCUGCUUGGCCGCUGAAGUUCUAUGGAGGUUGAUGGAGCUACACGACUCGGUGUCUCUGUGCCUGGUGGAAAGUAAGGUCCGGCAGGGGGCACUGGCCAGGCAGGGGCAGGGGUUGGGGCUGGGACAGGGGCAAGGGGAACCAGAGUGCUGUUCCACCCCUCUAGAUGAGCACAGUCUACUUCACGCCUCCUGGAACGGCUGUCUGGACCAGGUCAGGACUCUUCUGCUACGAGGUGUAAAGGCUGACUCCAGAGACACCCAAGGCUGGACACCUCUUCACCACACCUCAUUCAGAGGUCACCUUCCUCUGGUCAAGUUUCUGCUUCAGUCAGGUCAGGUCGAGGUCAACUGCAGGGACUUCUUCAACUGCACGCCCUUACAUCGCUCCUGCUGGGCUGGGCACACUACGAUAGCCCACUACCUCCUCCAGAGAGGCGCAUCCCCGGUCAUGCGCUCCAGCUCCGGGCAGACACCCCUGCACCUGGCGGCAGCCAACGGCCACCCAGCCACCGCGCGGCUCCUGCUUCAGCAUGGGGCUCUCCUGGAGGCCCAGGACUUCCACAGGUGGACGCCCCUACACUGGGCGGCAUUUGGGGGAUGGGGUGAGGUAUCAGAUCUACUCCUGGAUAACGGGGCAGAUGUGGACGGGGGUAAAGGUGGUGGAGCCAGUCCUCUGCAGCUGGCCGUGUGGGCAAGGAGCGAGGAGAGUAUCAAGCUCCUCUUACACCGAGGGGCGAGUGCCAAUGCCACCGGCCCGAGUGGACGCACAGCCACGCACCUUUGUGCCUGCACUGGAGACAAGAAGAUCCUUCAGCAGCUGCUGGCAGGGGGUGCCCAGGUGAAUGUCACAGAUAGCAACUUGGCCUCGCCACUCCACCUGGCUGCCCGCAGUGGUUCGAGAGAUGAAGUGCUCCUACUGAUCUUGAGCGGGGCUCCCCUGGAAAAGCGGGACCACCUCCUGAUGACCCCUCUGCAUUAUGCAGCUCUUGGGGACAAUGCAGAGGCCGCGAGACUGCUGCUGCACUAUGGGGCCAAGGUGGAUGCCACAGAGAGACUAGGCCGCACACCACUUCAUCUGGCGGCAGAGAGAGGCCACUGCAAGGUCCUAAGAGAGUUCCUGGAAACAGGUGCAGACUCCACACUGAGAACACAGUGGCUAGAAACGGCAGAAGACAUAGCCCAAGAGCAUGGGCAGCUCAGUGCUCGACAGAUUCUCCAGGAACAUCUAACUACUCCAAAAACAAACAGAGAAACAAACAUUACCAUCCAGACGGAGUUGUAGUGGCCUGUUCAGUUUAGAGAGGUUGAUAAAACGUCUGGAUUCUAACACAUAGUGAAUUUGAAACAUAGGCCAUUAUUCAAGCUGUCAUGGUAAUAAAAGACCUUACCACACAUAUCCUUGAGAUAUAUGCCAUUUACUUUGCCCUUGGCACAAGGGAGGGCGGGGGGUGUCAGCCUCUAGGCUCUGUAAAGCACCUAGAGACAAUUUAAAUAGUUUUUGAUAUAAUAAAUAUAUCUCUUAUAUGUUAUGACCUUAUGGGCUGAUGUGUAACAAUGUAAAGAUUAGUGAUUUAUUAACGUUAGUAGAAUAGGCUGUUUGUGAGAGGGACACGAGUUCAAAUGUGCAAUGCUCUCAGAUAUCCAUGAAUGAAUAUCAAGUUCAAGUUCAAGUUCAAGUUUAUUAUCAUAUCAUAAACAGCAUUUAUCAGUAAUGAAAUCCUUUGUGCUCAAUGUCCGUUCAACUUAGAGAAUAAAUAAAUUAAAUACUGGAGAAUGGAAAAAAAGGGUAGAAAAAAGAGAAAAAAAAUUGUAGUGCGAAAAGAUAUUUCAAGGAUCAAUGAUAUAGGCCAACAGGAACGAAUGAAGAUUUCAUGAAAAUACGUGCUAUAAGCACUGCUGGCUGUAUAACUGUGGUUUAUAAAAAUAAAAAGUUAUUCUUUCCUUAA